UAAGAGGCCUGAGAGGCGUGUUACGGUAAAAUAUACUGUAUUUAGCUCCACAUCAAUUCAAUUCCCCUGCAGCAACAACGCACUCACGCCCUACCGCCAUGGCAGAGCCAGGGGGGCAUACGCCUUCAGAUAUGAAGGGUCCUAAGCCACUUACAGUUGUCAUCAAAUUAGGAACUAGUUCCAUUGUUGAUGAGAAGACUCAUGAGCCUCUCUUGUCGAUUUUAACUCUCAUUGUAGAGACGGCUGUUAAGUUACGAAAGGAUGGACAUAAGGUCGUAAUUGUCUCGUCCGGCGCCAUUGGCGUCGGUCUUCGACGAAUGGACGUCGACAAAAGACCAAAACAUUUGUCCAAAUUACAGGCACUCGCUGCCAUUGGUCAAUGCCGCUUGAUGAGUUUAUGGGAUAGUCUCUUUGGGCAUCUCCGUCAACCCAUCGCUCAGGUUCUCCUCACAAGAAAUGACAUUGCGGACCGGACAAGGUAUCUGAAUGCUCAGAACACUAUGAUGGAGCUCCUGGAGAUGGGUGUGAUACCAAUUGUUAACGAGAACGACACUUUAGCUGUGGCUGAGAUUAAAUUCGGAGAUAACGAUACACUCUCAGCCAUCACAGCAGCUAUGGUACACGCCCAUUUUCUAUUUUUAAUGACAGAUGUCGAUUGCUUGUAUGACAAGAAUCCACGGACACAUCCUGAUGCUCGAGCCAUAGAGGAGGUCGAGGAUAUUAGUGCAAUCCGCGCGGAUGUUUCUAGCGCUGGAUCUUCCCUGGGUACGGGUGGCAUGAGUACAAAGAUUGUUGCCGCUAGGCUCGCAACAUCUGCUGGUGUCACCACAGUCAUUACCCGAUCAUCUUCACCUGGAAAUAUCGUAAAGAUCGUUCGGUACCUCCAAGCUCGCAAAAAGCGCACUCCAUCACAUCACUCACCGGUAGCUAAUGAUGAAGAACACCUGUCUCGGUCAACGGCGUCGUUGAACCUUGACGCGCUAGAGAAGCCACCUCUGCAUACACGAUUUCUCCCCCUUUCUCAUCCCAUCAGGGACCGAUACUUCUGGAUUCUCCACGGCUUAGCCCCGCACGGUACGGUCUAUAUCGAUGCUGGCGCGCACCAGGCCCUUGCGGACAAAGCUGGACUGUUACCAGUAGGCGUGCUAGACGUGGAAGGCAAUUUUGCCCAGCAAGAAGCCGUCCGGCUUGUUGUAGUGAAAAGACUGUCAGAGCCCGGACCGAAUGGCAAACUAUGGGAAGGCCCAGGGGAUGAAAUUGGAAGAGCGUUAGUUAACUACGCUGCUCCUGAGAUCAUCCGGAUAAAAGGACAUCGAAGUGCACAAAUCGGGUCACUCCUAGGCUACGCCGAUAGCGAAUACGUGGCUGAUCGGGAGAGUAUCAGUCUUCUUCACAGGGAGAGCCGACCUGUCACACCUGUUCUCGAGAAAUUGGGCGAGAACGGAGGAGUGGCUGCUUAUGAAAAUGACAUCAGCUUAUAGACAUCGCAUCACGCAAAAUGAUUGGCGUCGGAGUUAUAGGAACCGCAAAACCUGAUCUUGCUAGACAUUCAGCAUCUGGAUAAGGAAAAAUUCACCAAUUGGAACAGGAGUAAUGUAGAAAUUGGACAAAGUCAUAGAUU
Annulohypoxylon truncatum is the source of this 1621-nucleotide messenger RNA. RefSeq names its product glutamate 5-kinase. Gene Ontology annotation, cellular component: cytoplasm; cytosol. Lineage: Eukaryota; Fungi; Ascomycota; Sordariomycetes; Xylariales; Hypoxylaceae. The record is from RefSeq and is a predicted model, not a curated record. The transcript is spliced from 5 exons. The coding region runs from base 99 to 1481 and encodes 460 amino acids. Gene Ontology annotation, molecular function: glutamate 5-kinase activity; ATP binding; RNA binding.